Sinocyclocheilus anshuiensis is the source of this 1620-nucleotide messenger RNA. RefSeq names its product homeobox C13a (gene hoxc13a). Gene Ontology annotation, biological process: regulation of DNA-templated transcription. The transcript is spliced from 2 exons. NCBI's taxonomy places the organism in Eukaryota, Metazoa, Chordata, Actinopteri, Cypriniformes, Cyprinidae. The record is from RefSeq and is a predicted model, not a curated record. Bases 67 to 987 code for a protein of 306 amino acids. Gene Ontology annotation, molecular function: DNA binding; DNA-binding transcription factor activity, RNA polymerase II-specific.
UGUACUUGGAAAUGAGGUAUCAGUCUUGGAGUAGGCGACUUUUAAAAAGCAUCGGCAGCCCGUGAUAUGACGACUUCGCUGGUCCUGCAUCCACGCUGGGCGGACACCUUGAUGUACGUGUAUGAAAAAAGCCCGAAUGAAAGUAAUCAGAAUAAAAGCCAAAUUAUGGAAGGAUUGAGCGGGAAUUGCCCUGCGACUCAUUGCAGGGAACUGAUCUCACACCCCGCGCUGGGGCGGCAUUCCGGCACCAUAGCGACUCACCAGGGAUCCGUGUACUCGGAUAUAUCUUCCCCUGAAACUGGGCGACAGUGCCCCGCUCCACAGACGUCAUCUAGCGCCUCUCUGAGUUACGGCUACCCGUUUGGAAACCCUUACUACGGUUGCAGAUUAUCUCACUCGCACAACGUGAACUUGCAGCAGAAACCAUGUUCAUACCAUCCCGCAGAAAAAUAUGCCGAGACGAGCAGCGCCUUGCCCACUGAGGAGCUCUCCAGCAGGGCAAAAGAGUUUGCUUUCUACCCGAGUUUUGCCAGCUCGUACCAGGCGGUUCCAGGAUAUCUAGACAUGUCGGUGGUCCCCAGUAUUAGUGCGCAUCCCGAGCCACGUCACGAUGCAUUGAUCCCCAUGGAGGGCUAUCAACACUGGGCUCUGUCGAAUGGCUGGGAUGGGCAGGUGUACUGUUCAAAGGAGCAAACACAGACUUCUCAUCUUUGGAAAUCUCCGUUUCCAGAUGUUGUUCCGUUGCAGCCAGAAGUCAGCAGUUAUCGUCGAGGGCGCAAAAAGCGUGUUCCCUACACCAAGAUACAACUAAAGGAACUGGAAAAAGAGUAUGCAGCAAGCAAGUUUAUCACCAAAGACAAGAGACGACGCAUCUCUGCGACAACCAACCUCUCAGAACGCCAAGUUACUAUUUGGUUCCAGAACCGCAGAGUGAAGGAGAAAAAGUUUGUCAGUAAAUCCAAGACUAAUAAUCACAUGCAUACUUGAUGUAUGUGUCGUACUUUUUUUCGCCAGCUUAUAUCCUUCCGUCCAGAAAGUCCUUUAUUUACCUCUGUUCAGAAAUCAUGAAUGAAGAACGUCCGGGCAGCCUCACGCCUAAGCUGUCUUCUUUCACUUUAUUUAAUUUAAAACAUGCACACACACCAUAACCGCCCACUCUUGGGCUUUUUGGGCAUAUGAUACAAAACUAUGAAAAUACAGGAAAAAAAGAGAAAACAUUUCAACUUCGUCCUUUUCUAUGAAUGUACAUAUAUAAGUAAUAAAUAUUUAAAACUACACAAGUAUCAAAGAGACAUAUGGUUUACGUGCAUCUGAAAAUAAAAGGAGACCCGACCCUUCUGCAUCUCUUCUUGAGUGCGUCAAAGCCAACCAGCCGCAGAAAACACUCAUGGGGCUCAACGUACGAGAAGAGGGAAAAAAAUAAUUCUGUGGGACACUUUGGAUGAAUCAAGACUUGUAUAAACUCUCGAAAGGCUGUAGCAAAUGUUGAACUGGAUCACGAAUAGAACCGACAUUUGUUUUUCGUGGAAAUUACAAAGAUUUUGCUAGAAUGAGCCUGCGAGACUUCAAAAGCUAAAUGGUUCAGUGUGGGAUAAAUUGCUUUUUAAUGCCGAGGGUAAA